Molecule: messenger RNA, 4270 nt
Organism: Camelus dromedarius (Arabian camel)
Lineage: Eukaryota; Metazoa; Chordata; Mammalia; Artiodactyla; Camelidae
Gene: PTBP1
Product: polypyrimidine tract binding protein 1
Exons: 14
Coding region: 1341-2924 (527 amino acids)
Biological process (GO): regulation of RNA splicing; regulation of cell differentiation; mRNA processing
Cellular component (GO): nucleus
Molecular function (GO): mRNA binding
Source: RefSeq, a predicted model, not a curated record
CCGGAGCAGAAUCCGCUCCCUGGUGCGGAGGUGCCGCGGGAGCUCCGCCGACCUGGAGUUGGGAAGGGCCAGGCCGCGCGGGGCUAGGUCUCUGCCCAGGGAGGGUUGCACUUUCCGCGUUGCACUCAGUGAAGGUUUUGAGGCCUUAGUGGGAUCAUUUCUGAUCGGGAGCUUUUAACAAGCUCUUCCUUCCUCUGCUUUUCUGGGCGCGGGCGGACGGUUAAAAAGUGCCCGGAGGGUCACGUGCUUUCGGUGCCUCGGGUUUGAAAUGAUAGGUUUCAGGAUGAAUUAAGGCCAGCCUUUUAGAAAAAUUGCUGCAGCAAGAGGAACUUGAUCUCCUCGUGGUCUGCUUUCCGCUUCGGCUUGGAUGGACUUACCGGAGAACCCCUUCCGGAGCCAGCGAGCGGGGGGCGCUCAGGAGCCCUGUGGGGGAUCUCGACGGGGGUGGUGUGUCCUUGGCAGUCCGGUGCAGUUCUCGGGUUUUUUCUCCUUGAACUGUUUUGAGGGACGUCGUCUCCCCAAGACGCAGUUUGGGGCGCCGGGUCCCCUCUGCAGCCUCUGUAGGUGGUGUGGUUACGUAGGCAGCCCGGCCUGGCCAUGCGGGAGCAGGUUCUGUUCGGCUGCCUUCUCUUUGGAAAGUUUGAAAACGUUUUCCGAAAAGGCCAUUUUACGUAGAGCACUUCCUGUGUUUGAGGCCCUCCCUGGGAGUUUGAGGCUGCGAGUCGGCCUGGGUUAACAGUUGGGAAACUGCAUGCUUUUCAUUCUUUGUUUUUCUGAGGUUUUUUGGGGGGGGGGCUCAGUAGGGUUUUUAAAGUCCAUUGACACUAGCCCAUGAGGUUUUUGUAGGGGAGGGGUGGAGGUCCUUCAGCGGAGGCAGUUGGCGAGGAUGGUGCAGAGCGGGCUAGGGCUCAGUGCCCCACGGAGGAGCCGAGGGUCCUGGUGCCGCAGGCUUGCUUCCCUGAGGGCUGGAGGGGGAAUCCCGCAGGCAGAGGCCCCAGGGUUGGCUUGGCUGGGUGAGGGGGCAUCGUGUGACAUCGUGGGAGGCUCUGGUCAUGGGUGGCCAGGCCUUGGUGACCAGGUGAUUUGAUGAGGGGUGUUGCUGGGUAAGUUCUCUUUCUGGACGUUUUCUGAGCCAUUAGGACAUCGCCAGUUUGUUUGCCACAUAGAAGCCCUCGGAGGGCUCUUCUGCUGGGUGCUAGGCGCCCCGCCUCCUGCAGCGCGGCCCUCAGCGGGAGAAAGUCCAGUCACGCGGAACCAGCAUCGUCCCAGAUAUAGCAGUUGGUACAAAGCGGGGAUCUGACGAGCUCUUCUCUGCCUGCGUCACUAACGGCCCGUUUAUCAUGAGUAGCAAUUCGGCCUCCACAGCAAAUGGAAACGACAGCAAGAAGUUCAAGGGGGACAGCAGGAGUGCAGGCGUGCCCUCCAGGGUGAUCCACGUCCGCAAGCUCCCCAGCGACGUCACCGAGGGGGAGGUCAUCUCCCUCGGGCUGCCUUUCGGGAAGGUCACCAACCUCCUGAUGCUGAAAGGGAAAAACCAGGCCUUCAUUGAGAUGAACACGGAGGAGGCAGCCAACACUAUGGUGAACUACUACACAUCAGUGACGCCGGUGCUGCGGGGCCAGCCCAUCUACAUCCAGUUCUCCAACCACAAGGAGCUCAAGACCGACAGCUCUCCUAAUCAGGCGCGGGCCCAGGCAGCCCUGCAGGCUGUAAACUCGGUCCAGUCAGGGAACCUGGCCUUGGCUGCCUCUGCUGCAGCGGUGGACGCUGGGAUGGCUAUGGCUGGACAGAGCCCGGUGCUCAGGAUCAUCGUGGAGAACCUCUUCUACCCGGUGACCCUGGAUGUGCUGCACCAGAUCUUCUCCAAGUUUGGCACCGUCCUGAAGAUCAUCACCUUCACCAAGAACAACCAGUUCCAGGCGCUGCUGCAGUACGCCGACCCCAUGAGUGCACAGCACGCCAAGCUGUCGCUGGACGGGCAGAACAUCUACAACGCCUGCUGCACGCUGCGCAUUGACUUCUCCAAGCUCACCAGCCUGAACGUCAAGUACAACAACGAUAAGAGCCGUGACUACACGCGCCCGGACCUGCCCUCUGGCGACAGCCAGCCAGCGCUGGAUCAGACCGUGGCCGCCGCCUUUGGUGCGCCAGGUAUCAUGUCCGCCUCUCCGUAUGCAGGAGCUGGUUUCCCUCCCACCUUUGCCAUCCCUCAGGCUGCAGGUCUCUCUGUUCCUAAUGUGCAUGGGGCCCUGGCGCCUCUGGCCAUCCCGUCGGCGGCAGCGGCAGCGGCAGCAGCAGGCCGGAUCGCCAUCCCUGGCUUGGCGGGGGCAGGGAACUCUGUCCUGCUGGUCAGCAACCUCAACCCCGAGAGAGUCACACCCCAAAGCCUCUUUAUUCUUUUCGGCGUGUACGGUGACGUGCAGCGGGUGAAGAUCCUGUUCAACAAGAAGGAGAACGCCCUGGUGCAGAUGGCCGAUGGCAGCCAGGCCCAGCUGGCCUUGAGCCACCUCAACGGGCACAAACUGCACGGGAAGCCAGUGCGCAUCACGCUCUCCAAGCACCAGAAUGUGCAGCUGCCCCGCGAGGGCCAGGAAGACCAGGGCCUCACCAAGGACUACGGCAACUCGCCCCUGCACCGCUUCAAGAAGCCCGGCUCCAAGAACUUCCAGAACAUCUUCCCGCCCUCCGCCACCCUGCACCUCUCCAACAUCCCGCCCUCCGUGUCUGAGGACGACCUCAAGAUGCUCUUCUCCAGUAAUGGCGGGGUCGUCAAGGGGUUCAAGUUCUUCCAGAAGGACCGCAAGAUGGCCCUGAUCCAGAUGGGCUCGGUGGAGGAGGCCAUCCAGGCACUCAUUGACCUGCACAACCACGAUCUGGGCGAGAACCACCACCUGCGGGUGUCCUUCUCCAAGUCCACCAUCUAGGCCCCCAGGACCAGCCUGCCAGGUGCCUGGCCACAACUUCCGUCAUUCCAGAAAAAAGCCACUUUAAAAAGCAGCUGAAGUGACCUUAAAAGACCAGAGAUUUUAUUUUUUUAAGAGAAAUCAGUUUACCUGUUUUUAAAAAAUUAAAUCUAAUUCACUUGCUCACCUAGGGGAGAUGGGGUGCAGUCCUUGCCUGCACCCCCUGCUCCCCGCCCCUCGCCCGUGCCUUCUGCAGCUGCGGGGUGCGUGCUCCCAAACCUCCACGCGGCUCUCUCGUGCCUUAAACCCGCUGCUCUGGCAGGGCCUUCUUGGGGUAGCAGGCGUGGAGGGCUUUUGGGGCCCAAGGGGCCAGCCUCCGCUGGGAUCGUGUGCCUGGUGUGGCAGGAGGCUGAGCGGCCAGUCUGGCCGACACCCCGGAUCCUUUAAUCAAGUGUGUGAUUCUCCCCCCAAGUCCCAGGGCGAGACCCCAGGGCAUGCCCCUGGCGCUUCGGCUUUGUUUUCACCGGAACCUUUGUAUUUCGCUUUGAUGCAGCUGCAGACUCUGUGCCUAGCAAUAUUUCCAGUUGACCAAAUAUCCUAAUCUUUCUCAUUUAUAUGCAAAAGAAAUAGUUUUAGGUAACUUUUUAUAUAGCAAGAUAAAAAUGGUAUGAGUGUAAUCUAAAGUUUCUCCAGCAAGUAUGACCUUGUAUACUGUUAUUUUAUUCCUUGUAACGAAGUCGCAGGGCAGGAUCCAGCCUCGGGGCAGACGCCGUGGCCGGCUGGGCGGCCCCCGCAUGCCUUACACCCGACGGUCCUCGGUCAGGGAGGACGAGCGCUCUUCAACUUUCAGGGUUUCUUUUUUCCUGCAAAUUUUGGACCAAAGUUUUUUUUUUUUUUUUUUUCUUUUUUGUCUGCCUCUAACGCUGGGACCCCAGGAGCUGGGGCAGCCGCCCUCCGGUCUUAACUGCCUCGUCCUGCACUCAUGGGUCCAAGGGGCUCCCGCGCACAGGCCCCAUGCUAGCCAGCCCUCCCUCGGGGUCUGGGCCCCGAGUUUCCAUGUCGGGUGGAACAAGGGUGUAAAUAUUUAUAAUUUUUUAUACCUGUUGUAAGUCACAAGGGGCAGCACACGCGGUUUUUUAUGGUGACAGAUGUAUAUUUUGAUAACAGCGGUUACAGGCUCAGUGUUGUAAGGGGAGCAGGCAGAGUCCACUGCCCGCCGCCAGCUUGUAAUGUGGAGAGAACUGAAUUAAAGCAAUUUUAUAACAACUCCUACCUUUUCCGUAGGCUCUUUUUUCCUGGCACAUUGUAGAAGGCAGCUGGGCCAGUCUGUACUGGACUUUGAAUAAACUCUCUGUACCUGCACCUGA